UUUUGCUUUCGCUGUUUCUCCUUCAUCGCCCUCCAGCUGGAUAGGACUGUCGCGAGUCGGUGUUAGAAACUGCUUGAAAACAACGAACCAACUAUCUACACCAACGCAAAAAAAUCCAGUAGAAUGGCUGUUCCUCCAUCAUAUGGUGACCUUGGUAAAUCUGCAAAGGACAUCUUCAACAAAGGAUACGGCUUUGGAUUGGUGAAACUUGAUGUCAAGACUAAGUCUUCAAGUGGAGUGGAAUUCAAAACCUCUGGCUCAUCCAACACUGACACCAGCAAAGUCAAUGGCAACCUGGAGACCAAGUACAAAUGGGCUGAAUACGGCCUGACGUUUACAGAGAAGUGGACCACAGACAACACUCUGGGGACUGAGAUCACCGUUGAAGACCAGAUCACCAAAGGGCUGAAACUUACGUUCGACACCCAAUUCUCACCAAAUUCUGGCAAGAAGAGCGGUAAGGUGAAGACUGCGUAUAAGCGUGAAUACGUCAACUUGGGCGUGGAUGUGGACUUUGACUUUGCCGGCCCGGCCAUCCAUGGUGCGGCGGUGGCCGGAUACGAGGGAUGGCUGGCCGGCUACCAGAUGACCUUUGACACGGCCAAGUCCAAAAUGACCCAGAGCAACUUUGCUGUUGGCUACAAAACGGGAGAUUUCCAGCUGCACACCAAUGUUAAUGAUGGCACAGAGUUUGGAGGGUCCAUUUACCAGAAGGUGAAUGACAAGCUGGAGACUGCUGUGAACCUGGCCUGGACAGCAGGCAGCAACAGCACGCGCUUUGGCAUCGCUGCCAAGUAUCAGCUGGACUCCAGUGCCUCCAUAUCUGCUAAAGUUAACAAUGCCAGCUUGGUGGGAGUGGGCUAUACCCAGACGCUGCGACCAGGUAUGAAACUUGUCCUGUCUGCCCUGGUGGAUGGCAAGAGCAUCAACGCCGGUGGCCACAAGCUGGGACUGGGCCUGGAGCUAGAGGCAUAAGUAUCUAGCUAUCCUUUCUAGUGAAGUCUUCAUGUGUUAAUAUUUGAGGGAAUAUUAGAAGAAUUUGGCCUUAUUUAUUUCCAACCCAACAACCAGUAAGGGAUGUCUCAAAGGAAAGCGAUGAAUCUAAUCUAAAACAACAACAACAUAGCCCUCAGUUCUGUCAGUUAGAUGGAACCCUGACCUAUCAGCCACUGUCAUUUCCUUUCAGUUGGUAGGUAGUCAUCCUGUGUGUCCUAUGAACAGUAGCCCAGUACUACUAAGCCUGUGAUGUAUUGGUUUGUAGUCAGUCAUCCUGUGUGUCCUAUGAACAGUAGCCCAGUACUACUAAGCCUGUUAUGUAUUACUGUACCACUAGUGAAAUACAUCCUCCUUCUCAAAGAGCGUGUUUAUUCUGCAUGUUUUACGUUUGUUUUAUUGUUUUGGCCUGGACAAUCCAUGGAGGGUUAUAUUAAGAUGUAUACUUUGAUUUAAUUCUAUAUAUAAUAACAAUGUUAUUAUGUUGUCAUUAUGUGACAAUCCUGAACUGUUGUUUUGCACACUAGCAAAUUAUAUUAUACCUUAAUUUAUAUCCUUUCUUUCCCUGUUUCAUUUGCACAUAGAGUAGCCUUCGGUUAGCAACGCUUUGCCUGUUGUCAGGACGGCUCCUACUCAGAAUGUUCAUCGCGUAUUCUAGAGACCUUAAACCUCUAUUCUAAUGGGUGUUGAUCUAUUUAGCUAAUAUUCUUGAGGACAUGUUAAUUAAUUAUGCUUACUGCUUCGCCACCCAUUCUGCAGUCUUUUUACAGACCCACAUGAUCUUGACCUGUUUCCUAGUUGAACAUGGUAAUAUAAAUUGCAAGACAUUUGCCAAAUGGGAUUUUCUGGGUGUCAUUAGAAAGGAAAAAGGGGAAAGUAUUAUAACUGAGCGAAUCCUUCACCUCCCCUUCCCCUAGCUGUGUAUAAAUGAUAUGACUGGGAAACCAAGUCCACUUGUCUGUCUACCUUUACAAUAAAGUCUUUAAACAA
Messenger RNA from Oncorhynchus nerka (sockeye salmon), 1983 nucleotides. Its product is annotated as voltage-dependent anion-selective channel protein 2. Gene Ontology annotation, cellular component: mitochondrial outer membrane. Gene Ontology annotation, biological process: monoatomic anion transmembrane transport. Lineage: Eukaryota; Metazoa; Chordata; Actinopteri; Salmoniformes; Salmonidae. The record is from RefSeq and is a predicted model, not a curated record. Bases 124 to 975 code for a protein of 283 amino acids. The transcript has 9 exons. Gene Ontology annotation, molecular function: voltage-gated monoatomic anion channel activity.